Rhagoletis pomonella (apple maggot) is the source of this 4906-nucleotide messenger RNA. RefSeq names its product octopamine receptor beta-1R (gene Octbeta1R). Gene Ontology annotation, cellular component: membrane. Lineage: Eukaryota; Metazoa; Arthropoda; Insecta; Diptera; Tephritidae. The record is from RefSeq and is a predicted model, not a curated record. Gene Ontology annotation, biological process: adenylate cyclase-activating adrenergic receptor signaling pathway. The transcript is spliced from 7 exons. Bases 261 to 2099 code for a protein of 612 amino acids. Gene Ontology annotation, molecular function: adrenergic receptor activity; octopamine receptor activity.
AAUACAUAGUAAAUUCAAAACUAAAACAGGCAAAAGCAACAAUAAUAUAUGUAUUUAAAUUGAAACACCUCAACUACAAAGAGCCAUUUCAAUUGUUAACUAGGAACUACAGGAACAAUCGCAGCUUCCUUCAGCUCCAACAAUGCAUUGGCACACAAGACGGCCGCCUUUGCUGCCGCCAAUCAAGCGUAUACGGUUUCAAAGCAAAUGGAAGUAAGGUUUCUCACAGACACUCUUUAAAUUACGCACACCGCACAAAUAUGCCAUCAAUGCCAAUAAAACCAGCAAAAGCAGCAACCACAAAGACUAAAGCAGGCGAAAGUCCGCCAACAAUGCAAUCAACGCCAACACUCGCAAUGCCAGCAUCAUUAGCCACAACAAACGCCAUCAAGAAUGCGCAAAUAAAGUCCUGCGUAAUAGCUAUGGCAGCAGUAAUGCGUGCCGCAACAACAGCUUGUGCCACGAUAUUGGUUAGAACAGCAACAACAACAAUAGUUGUAUUUAUUGCCGCAUUGUUUGUGGCCUACUCAGGGACUGCUGUGGCGGCGGCAGCAGCGGCGGCGGUAGCGGUGGCCAGUAACACUAACGUCCCGCACUUGGAAGCAGUUGGCAGUGAAAGAACCAUCGGAGAGGCAAUCACAACAGGCACAGCAACUGUCAAUGGUUCCUUGCGCUUAGCUGACGCUAUUCAGUCAGCAGGCGCAACGCCGCCCACGCAGGCGGAUCAACCGAAAUACUUAAGCUUCGUGGCGAAUGUGUUGCUCAAUGGCAAUGGAGGCAAUGUCAAUGGUAAGGGCAUUGGCACUGGCGCUGGCUUUGAUGGUACGGCACUUGAAGGUGGCAGUAGUAGCAACAAUUUAGUUCCUAUCAAAUCGGCAGCAGCUAUUGCCGCAUCUGUAACGUCGUUCAAUGAUUCGGUAGCGUCUGCGGUAACAUCGACGUCUGCAUCAACGCCAACGACAACAUCUGAAUUGUCUUCGUACUUGGCAUUUGUCAUAUUCAAAUGUUGCGUGAUUUGUUUCAUCAUACUCGCCGCCAUACUUGGCAAUGCGCUGGUGAUUGUGUCCGUUAUGUGGCAUCGGAAGCUGCGAAUCAUCACGAAUUACUUUGUGGUUUCAUUGGCUGUGGCUGACAUGUUGGUGGCCCUUUUGGCGAUGACAUUCAACGCUUCCGUAGAGAUUACCGGCCGAUGGAUGUUCGGUGCGGUGAUGUGUGAUAUGUGGAAUAGUUUCGAUGUCUAUUUUUCAACGGCCAGCAUCAUGCAUCUCUGCUGCAUUUCAGUGGAUCGAUAUUAUGCGAUUGUGCAACCACUCGAUUAUCCACUGAUUAUGACACCACGACGUGUAGUGUUUAUGCUGCUAAUGGUUUGGAUACUACCUGCUUUUCUCUCCUUUUUACCCAUCUGUUCCGGUUGGUAUACGACAGAGGAAAAUUGGAAAUAUUUGAAAACUAAUCCACACAUUUGUGAAUUUAAAGUUAAUAAAGCGUACGCCAUUGUUAGUUCAUCGAUGAGCUUCUGGAUUCCUGGCUUCGUUAUGGUUUUUAUGUAUUAUCGCAUUUAUCAGGAGGCAGUCCGGCAGGAGCGUCUUGUUUACAGAUCCAAAGUGGCUGCCUUGCUGUUGGACAAACAUUUGCAGAUUAGCCAAAUACCCAAACCACGCCCGAGCAUACAAGUCGAACAGUCGACCAUCACAACAAUGCGUCGUGAGCGGAAAGCCGCACGCACGCUAGGCAUUAUAAUGAGCGCAUUUUUACUAUGCUGGGCGCCGUUCUUCCUAUGGUAUUUGGCCUCCACGCUCUGUUCUAGUUGUACCACACCACGCAUUGUUGUCGGUCUGCUCUUUUGGAUUGGCUACUUCAACUCUGCCUUGAAUCCAAUCAUUUAUGCUUAUUUCAAUCGCGAUUUUCGCGGCGCUUUCAAGGAAACGCUAAAGUCCUGCUGUCCAUACGACCUCAUAAAUUGUCGUGUCAGUGCGGGCGCUGACUUACCGCCAUACAUCAAUUCGACCGCCUCCUCCGAAAUACAUAUGAACAUUAUACGCACGCGGCAAUAUGCCACGUCGUCAUCGAAUCAGCUGCAAACGCUUUACCAAAAUUGAAAGCAGGACACACGGAUGAGUAUUAGUUAAUAUUGAAAGAAUGUAAGCCAGUGGUGAUAAGCAAGAAAUGUAGUAAAAAUUCAUACAAAAUUCAAGAAUGAUCCUGUACGUGCGAGGAAUAAAAUCCAGCAACCCAAUCAACUCAGCCAAACAAAAAAAGCAACCAAAGGAGCUCGAAAGUAAACAAUAAUAAAUAUAUUAUGUCUAAGUAUGUGUACAUAUACAUAUGUGUAAGUAGGAUGUAUGUGGUUUGUUAUUAGAAAUAAUUAGAUAAAUAAACAAAAAUAUGUUAUUACAUGUAAUGUACAUACUACUGCUUAGCUUAUAAGAAAUUAUAAUUUAAUUGAGUAAAGACACAACUUAGAAAAUACUCGUACAUACAUACUUGGUAAUACUUAGAGUUAAUACUAAGAGCUAAAAAUAUGUAUGUAGAUACUAUACUGUGGUUAUAUACAUGUGUAUCUAUGUAUUUGUGAGCAUAACUAAUCAUAGUUUAAGUAAAUUCGAGGAUUUGGGUACUGUAUCGUAGUAAGUUUUUCGAGAAUAACAGACAGCAGUUUAUAAGCUACAAAAUAUCGCGACAAUCCCACAGAAUUGACAAAGCCUUGAAAGAUAUAAGCUAAUAAAAUACCUGCAUGAAUACUAGCAUACAUAUACAUACAUACUUACAUACAUUCAGAAAAAGAAAUGUGGAAAAAUGAUAGAACAUUUAUGUGCUAUGAUUAAAUAUAAUACAUAGAGUUCUGAGCGUAUUUAAAGCUUCGUUGAUACAAGUUAUACCCUACAUAUGAAAAAAUACGGAAAAUAAGUUUCAAACAUAUUGAACAGCUGCCUUCUUUCUUAACAGUACACACGGGACCUGUGUACAUUGGGUUGCAACAUUAAAAAAUGGGGUAUAUUUUAUGUAUUGCUCCCUCCAGAAUAUUAUUUAUUCAGAAACAAUGUAAAUAUAUGUAUAGGUUAGGUUGGUUAGGUUGGUGUGGCAGUCAGAUAACAAACUCACUUAGACUUUGCAGGUCUAUUGCGAUACCGCUGCGAAGCACGGAACCUCAGUGACUAUUUUUCAUAGAACUAUUUUGAUGCUCUUCUAAAGCGUAGGGCUGAUUUUAUUCCUACAUCGGCUAAUUCUCUAAGAGAACCAAAGAAGUGCCUAACUAAAAAGCGUGCUCUGCUCUUCACCAAAGUUGGGCAGCUGCAGAAGAAGUGCUCGACUGGUUCUUCCUCUCCCUCAUCUCUGCAACAUCUGUAAUAUUCAUGGGAAAAUGUUCCUACUCUCGAAGAGGGUCUACCAGAUAGCUGGUUACAUAAUCCAUGACUACUGCAAUGUCCUUUCUUGAAAGGUUGAGAAACUAUUUCGUCGUUUUCUUCGCUAUUUGUAGCCGUAGUUGCUUGGUUGUUCUACGAGUGCCCUCUUCUAGCUAUGUGCUAUCGCUUUUUAUAGACGUCUUACGUCGCUUUCUUUCUUUUUUCCUCUUCACUCUACUACAUCUUCCUUCUUACUAAUGUAAAAUUUUCAGUUUUAAAAAUUUCACUCUCUAUUUUUGCGAUACCGUCGCCUAAGAAGUUUCAUUUCAAAAAUAUUCACCAAGGAAUAAAAUUCCCAUCUUCCUCCUCACUAUAACUCAUUUCAAGAGCAAUCAAUUUUGAUUUGUUCUCUUUUCGCCACUCAAAAUAUUACUCCUCAUAAAAGAGCGUUCUGUCUCUUCUGUUCAUCUAGCUUUCGUCGCUCAGUUGUUUUAAGCGUUGAGCGCAAGAGCGCUUAUUAAGCAAUCCGUUUAUUUAUGCCCUAAAUUUGAUGCGCCGCUUCCUUGGUUGGUUCUCAGAGAUUUUUAUUGAUUUAUUCUUUACUCUUUUACCGGUUUCUGAAUUGAAAGCUUGGCGUAAAAACCGGGUUUGUUGUUUUUGUGUGUUUAAAAGUAAAUCAAUUAAAACUGAAGCAAAUAAAAUACAUUUUUUUUUAGAGUUGCAACUUGGAACUCAGCGAGACGCAAAUUUCCACCUCUAGAUCCAUUCCGCAGAAUUUGUGAUGAGUUUUGAGGAUAUUAAAGAAAUGUAGCAGCAGGGGGUCCACUGAAACCAGUAAAAUUUUGAAAGUGGUCUGCGAGAAAAAAAUGUUUGGCAACCUCUGUCACCAUUGUCAACUACGACCACAGACUAUCAAAGAAUUAGGACGCGUAUACAACGGUCGUCUCAUAUUCCAGCACAUCUAACAGAGUUGUUGAAAGACAUCAAGCCUUAUUCAUUUAGAGAUUUCUAGCAAUAGAAAAGCGUGGUGAUUUCUAAAAUCCUACAACAGUUCUCAUCUGGUCUAUUUACGAAAUAAGAAAAUGUUUUCGGUUUAAUACUUCCGAGAAGAAACGCAGCAAGAACUGUACCAGACAAUUGAUGGGAUUUAAGACCGACACUUCUGACAGAAUGAGCCGUUAUUCGUUAGUAGAUCGAUGUAGUAAUUUUUAUUAGGACCACAGGCAAAAAAUGACCAUCAUCUGUUACUUUUAUCAAUGUGUGUGAUUUCCUAUCCCUCUCACUCUUAUGAUUUGACAAAAACUUUUAAGAAUGUGUUAGUAAAGAAUCCCCCAUUUUUGUAGUUUUAGUCAGCCUCGUCUUUCCGGAAGGCUAAACUUGCUCUUGUAACAAUCAAACGACAAAGAUGAGUCAUCUUCAAAUCGCAUAUUUUAAACUUAAAAGCUCACCUUGCCUAAUUACCUGUUUAACCAUUUUUUUAACUUAUUCUGAACAUUCUUCAAACAUACAUAUCCAUUUCUUCAACAAUUUUUCUCCUGUAGGGUAUAAUAAAAAUUAUAUAC